This is a messenger RNA of Haemonchus placei, 207 nucleotides long. The record is from the annotation of a GenBank genome assembly. NCBI's taxonomy places the organism in Eukaryota, Metazoa, Nematoda, Chromadorea, Rhabditida, Trichostrongylidae.
AUGAAUCGUCAACCAUGUCGGUAUAACGGAAACCAUUCGGAAAAAGCGGACCACAACGAGCUGCUCAUCAUUGGACCCGAAGCGAACGGCAGUGUUGGUGGAGUAGGAUUUCUGGCCAAAUCGACAUCGCCUACCUAUUGGAGUUUUGAGGGCAUUUAUGCAGAGCGACUUGAAUCUGUCAUUGGAGCUUACGAUUGGCGUUUUUAA